AUGGCUGAUCUAGAUCGAGAUAUCGCCAAAACUCAAGAGGAUAGACGGAAGAUGGAAGCAGACCUUGCUUCUCCCUCCAACCGUGAUGAAGAAGACUCCACUGGUUCCCUUGUGGCUCAGCGGCUUGCGUCUUACACUGCUCCUAGGUCAAUUCUCAACGACCUCGCUCGUCCUCACAACAAAGAUGAAGACGAUGUCGGGUUUAGACCUAGGCAGACUAUUGCGGAACGUGAAGGUGAUUAUAGGAAUAGGAGACUUAAUCGUGUUCUUUCUCCUGAUAGAGUUGCUAUGGCCGAGAAGACGCCGGAUCCUAGUGAGGAAGAAGAAGCUGCAAAGCAUCAGAAAGAUUCUUCUUCUUCCAAGAGGAGAAAGAGGUGGGAUCUCAUUGAUGAAGAUGGUUCUGCUGCAAAGAAAGCUAAAGCAGCAAGUUCAGAUUGGGACUCAACUGAUGGUGGCACCCCAAAGCGUCAACGUUCAAGGUGGGACGAAACUCCGGAAACUAUGGGGAGUGUUACACCUAUGGGUGGGAUUCAUAUGGCUACUCCAACUCCGGGUCAGCUAAUUUUCCGUGGUCCGAUCGAGGAGAGAAAUAUACCAUUCUCUGAUGAAGAGCUUGAUGCCAUGUUUCCUAAAGAUGGAUACAAGGUUUUGGAUCCGCCUGCUUCAUAUGUUCCAAUAAGAACCCCUGCGAGGAAACUUCAGGCAACCCCGACACCCGUGGCAACUCCUGGCUAUGUAAUUCCCGAGGAAAACCGCGGGCAACAGUAUGAUGUGCCGCAAGAAGUUGCUGGUGGUUUGCCGUUUAUGAAACUAGAGGAUUAUCAGUAUUUUGGAGCUUUGUUGAAUGAAGAGAAGGAAGAAGAGCUAUCUCUUGAUGAGCAGAAAGAACGCAAGAUAAUGAAACUGUUGUUAAAGGUUAAAAACGGAACACCUGCGCAGAGGAAAACAGCAUUGAGGCAACUAAGUUACAAGGCUCGUGAGUUUGGUGCUGGUCCUUUGUUGAAUAAAGUUUUGCCAUUGUUCAUGAAACCUACUUUGUAAGAUCAAGAGAGGUAUCUUUUGGCCAAAGUGAUUGGUAAAAUUCUUUACAAACUUGGUGUGAUGGUAAGGCCUUACGUCCACAAAAUCCUUGUUGUUAUUGAGCCUUUGUUGAUUGAUGAAGAUUAUUAUGCUCGUAAACAAGGGAGAGAGAUUAUUAUAAACCUUAGCAAAGCAGCUGGUUUAGCCACUAUGAUUGCAGCUAUGUGUCCUGAUAUUGACAACAUUGAUGAAUAUGUGAGGAACACAACAGCGAGAGCUUUUAGUGUUGUGGCUUCAGAUCUUGGAGUCCCAGCACUGUUGCCUUUCCUAAAAGUUGUGUGCCGGAGUAAGAAGUCAUGGCAGGCACGGCACACUGGAAUUAAGAUUGUUCAGCAGAUUGCUAUACUAAUUGGCUGUGCCGUGCUACCUCACUUAAGGUCUUUAGUUGAUAUUAUUGAACAUGGUCUCAGUGAUGAAGACAACAAGGUUAGGACUAUUACAGCUUUGUCACUGGCUUCUCUUGCUGAAGCUGCUGCUCCUUAUGGUAUUAAAAGCUUUGAUUCUGUUCUGAAGCCUUUGUGGAAAGGUAUUAGGUCGCACCGUGGUAAAGUUUUAGCUUCUUUCUUGAAGGCGAUUGGUUUUAUCAUCUCUUUGAUGGAUGCUAGAUAUGCGAGCUACUAUACAAAAGAAGUGAUGUUUAUUUUGAUUCGUGAGUUCCAGUCUCCAGAUGAAGAGAUGAAUGUCCUCAAGGUGGUGAAACAGUGUGUGAGUACAGAAGGUGUCGAACCGGAUUAUAUCCGCAGUGGUAUUCUGCCUGAGUUUUUCAAGCAUUUUUGGAUUAGGAGAAUGGCUCUGGAAAGGAGAAACUACAAGCAGCUUGUUGAGACUACUGUGGAGAUUGCAAACAAGGUUGGUGUUGCAGAUAUUGUGGGAAGAGUUGUUGAAGAUCUCAAGGAUGAGAGUGAACCAUAUCGACGUAUGGUUAUGGAAACUAUUGACAAGGUUGUCACAAGCUUAGGAGCAUCUGAUAUUGACGCGAGGUUGGAGGAACUUCUCGUAGAUUGCAUUCUUUAUACUUUCCAAGAACAGACUAGUGACGAUGCUAAUGUGAUGCUUAAUGGUUUCAGUGCUGUUGUGAAUGCGCUUGGUGAGCGAGUAAAGCCUUAUCUUCCCCAGAUCUGUGGUACUAUUAAGUGGAGGUUAAACAAUAAGAGUGCAAAGGUGAGACAACAAGCUGCUGAUCUUAUUUCUAAAACUGCUGUUAUUAUGAAACAAUGUGGAGAGGAACAGUUGAUGGGACAUCUUGGUGUUGUCUUGUAUGAAUAUCUUGGAGAAGAGUAUCCAGAAGUUUUGGGAUCUAUUCUUGGAGCUUUGAAAGCUAUAGUAAAUGUGAUUGGUAUGACAAAGAUGACUCCUCCUAUUAAGGAUCUUGUUCCAAGACUGACCCCGAUUUUAAAGAACAGGCAUGAGAAAGUGCAAGAGAAUUGUAUUGACUUGGUUGGUCGGAUUGCAGAUCGUGGUGCAGAGUUUGUUCCAGCCAGAGAAUGGAUGAGAAUCUGUUUUGAGCUUCUUGAAAUGCUCAAGGCUCAUAAGAAAGGUAUUCGCCGUGCCACGGUCAACAGUUUCGGGUAUAUUGCCAAAACUAUUGGACCACAAGACGUUCUUGCCACUUUGCUGAACAAUAUCAAAGUACAAGAACGUCAGAAUCGUGUUUGUACUACAGUCGCGAUCGCCAUUGUUGCUGAAACAUGCUCUCCCUUCACAGUCUUACCUGCUUUGAUGAAUGAGUACCGUGUUCAGGAGCUAAACGUUCAAAACGGUGUUCUGAAAUCUCUUUCCUUUCUCUUCGAGUACAUUGGAGAAAUGGGCAAAGAUUACAUAUAUGCAGUCACACCGUUGCUCGAGGACGCUCUCAUGGAUAGAGAUUUGGUUCAUAGACAAACUGCUGCUUCAGCCGUGAAACAUAUGGCCUUAGGUGUAGCAGGUUUGGGAUGUGAAGAUGCUUUGGUUCACUUACUUAACUUUAUUUGGCCUAACAUUUUUGAGACAUCUCCCCAUGUCAUUAACGCUGUGAUGGAAGCCAUUGAAGGGAUGGGAAUUGCAUUAGGUGCAGCUGUAAUUCUCAACUUUUGUUUGCAGGGUUUGUUUCAUCCGGCUCGUAAAGUCCGCCAAGUUUACUGGAAGAUUUACAAUUCUCCAUACAUUGGUGCUCAGGACACACUUGUUGCUGCCUACCCGGUUCUUGAAGAUGCGCAGAACAACGUGUAUAGCCGACCAGAGUUAACGAUGUUUGUGUGA
Messenger RNA from Capsella rubella, 3318 nucleotides. RefSeq names its product splicing factor 3B subunit 1. Gene Ontology annotation, biological process: spliceosomal complex assembly. Gene Ontology annotation, molecular function: mRNA binding. Gene Ontology annotation, cellular component: U2-type prespliceosome; U12-type spliceosomal complex; U2 snRNP. The record is from RefSeq and is a predicted model, not a curated record. Lineage: Eukaryota; Viridiplantae; Streptophyta; Magnoliopsida; Brassicales; Brassicaceae.